Batrachochytrium dendrobatidis JAM81 is the source of this 402-nucleotide messenger RNA. RefSeq lists its product as uncharacterized. Gene Ontology annotation, molecular function: hydrolase activity. The transcript has 2 exons. The coding region runs from base 1 to 402 and encodes 133 amino acids. Lineage: Eukaryota; Fungi; Chytridiomycota; Chytridiomycetes; Rhizophydiales. The record is from RefSeq and is a predicted model, not a curated record.
AUGGCCUUUAUAUGGAAACGAUUGCUUGCAACUCAAGGUCACAUUCCAUCUACAGCAGUCGGGAGUUUUAAUCAAAUGCAUUCUUCAAAUUCAAUACAGCGCAUUCUAUUCACUGGAAAUCCUCUCAAUAGGCAAUCAUCUCGUAGAUCCAACACCAAAGAGCUUCUGGAAGAGCGUAAUCUAAAGGCACGAUUUAUAGUUUUCAACCAUCAACAAUUCCUUCAAACCUCUGUGGGAAGAGUGGCCUGGGUGCAAGAGUCCGAUCUACAACCCGAGUAUUCCUUGGAGAAUGUGAAUGCAAACAGCGUUUUUCUUGGCAUGGAUGAACAGAUGAUGCAGCCAUAUUGGGCUGUCGAUGUGUCUAGCUCCAGCGCGCUUAUACUUAGUAUGCUCAGUCAUUAA